Molecule: messenger RNA, 2109 nt
Organism: Rosa rugosa (rugosa rose)
Lineage: Eukaryota; Viridiplantae; Streptophyta; Magnoliopsida; Rosales; Rosaceae
Exons: 4
Coding region: 1-2109 (702 amino acids)
Molecular function (GO): nucleic acid binding; RNA-DNA hybrid ribonuclease activity
Source: RefSeq, a predicted model, not a curated record
AUGUCUGAUUUAUGGCCAAUUGCUUUAUGCAAUGUGCUAUAUAAGAUUUGUUCGAAGGUCAUUGCAAAUAGAUUGAAGCUUAUUCUUCCUGCUUUGAUAUCUCCGUUUCAAAGUGCUUUUGUUCCUGGAAGACUGAUAACUGAUAACAUUCUGGUUGCUAAUGAAGUGGCUCAUUUUAUGCACAACAAAAGAGAUGGAAAUGAGGGUUUUAUGGCUUUGAAGCUUGACCUAAGCAAGGCCUAUGACAGAAUGGAGUGGAUUUUUCUCCGUAGGGUGAUGGAGAGGUUUGGGUUUGCUUCUAGUUGGAUUAACAUGGUGAUGCAGUGUGUCAGUUAUGUACUGUACUCUUUCUUGGUUCUUGGGAAACCUCGUGGUUUGGUCAUACCUAGUAGGGGAUUGAGACAAGGUGAUCCUUUAUCACACAUGAUUUAUGUUAAUGCUUCGUUGGAGGAUUGCUAUCAGAUCCAAGAUGUACUUGAGAUGUAUGGUAGAGCUUCAGGUCAGUUAGUUAACUUUACCAAGAGUUCUGUUGUUUUUAAUAAAAAUGUUCCGGAAUUUAUGAGAGAAGAAAUUACUAGUUUUCUGGAGGUGGAGGAAGUGGAAUCUAAUGAGAAAUAUUUGGGAUUGCCAACCUAUGUUGGAAGAAAGAAAACUUCUACGUUCCAAUACAUAAAAGAUAAUUUGGCGAAGAAGCUAGCAAUUUGGCAAGGAAAGUUAUUAAGCGGGGCUGGAAAGGAUAUUCUCAUGACCAGGGUGGUUGCUCAAGCAUUGCCUACUUAUGCAAUGAGUGUUUUCCAGCUCACUAAGAAUUUUUGUGAGGACCUUGAGCAAAUGUGUGCUCGUUUUUGGUGGGGGAGUACUCUUGAUAAGAGCAAAAUUCAUUGGAAAACUUGGAAGGCUUUGUGUAACCCAAAGGAGGAGGGUGGCCUAGGGUUUUGUAGUUUGUCAAAUUUUAAUACUGCAAUGUUGGCAAAACAAUCAUGGCGUGUGGUGAACAAUCCGACUUCGUUAGUGGCUCGGAUCUAUAAAGCAAAAUACUAUCCAGAUACUACCUUUUGGUUAACUGAGGCUUCUGCUUCUCCUUCCUUUUCUUGGAGAAGUCUAUUUUCUACAAGAGAAUUUUUGAGACAAAGCUCGUAUUGGCAGAUCGGUAAUGGUUUGUCUGUUGAUAUUUGGUCAGAUUGUUGGGUGCCUGGAGUCCCAGAUUACAAACCGGUUGAUAAUGGUAUAGCGUCGUUGGAGGUUAGACAAGUAAGUGAGUUGUUGAACCAAGCAGGGAGGUGGAAUGAGCUAUUGAUUAGACAAAUGUUUCCAAUGAAGGAAGCUGAAGCUAUUUUGAGUAUACCUAUAAGUUCUAGAGUUGUUGACGAUAGAGUGGUGUGGCGUAUGGAAAAGAAUGGUAAAUUCACGGUUAAGUCAGCAUACCGUCAGGAUUUUUCUAUGUCAAACUCUAGAAGUCCUUUUCAAGUUUCAGUGGGGGUUAACUUUUGGAAGAAGAUUUGGAAAGUUGUCAUCCCUAAUUCUGCCAAGGUUCAUAUAUGGAGGGUUUGCCAUAAUAUUUUACCCUCUCUUGAGAGACUUGCGUCAAAAAGGGUGGUGUUGGAAACACAGAUUUGGGAUAAUAAGAGUGUUACAACUUCUGAAGUGCUUCUAAUGUCCAUGACUAGGCUGCAUGCCUUUAGAUUUCAUAAUUCAAAACCUCAUAUUGGAGGUACUGUGACGUUGUCACGUUGGUCUUCUCCUCUUGUGGGAUGGUACAAGAUUAAUGUAGAUGGUUCCUAUAAUUAUACUUCAAAAUGUGGAGGAGCGGGUUUUGUAGUCAGGGAUAGCUUGGGAAACUUUCUUGCUGGGGAAGGUAGGCCAUUGCAGGGGUUAUUAUGCUCGGAGCAUGCUGAGGUGUUGGGCUGCAGAUUGGCAGCGAACUUUGCUGUGGAGCAGGGGUUUGUUCCUUCUUUAUUGGAGCUCGAUGCUCAGGUGGUUAUAUACGUGAAUAGGAGUGCUAACAAAGUGGCUCAUCUUAUGGCAUCACAAGCUAGUUCUGAAGCUCAGGAACAUUUUUACUUUUCUUCCUCUCCUUCCUUUUUGAUUGCUGCAUUAGCAGCAAAUUAA